Malus domestica (apple) is the source of this 2728-nucleotide messenger RNA. RefSeq names its product probable methyltransferase At1g29790. NCBI's taxonomy places the organism in Eukaryota, Viridiplantae, Streptophyta, Magnoliopsida, Rosales, Rosaceae. The record is from RefSeq and is a predicted model, not a curated record.
CCGCCAUUUUAGGGUUCUUGCCCUCCAUCCAUCCCAUGGAAAUUAAACCGGCCCCAAUUGGUUUGACCCGGCACACCGCUACCAUCCAACUGGUCACUGCUGUUCUUCUUUCAGCUCCAAAUUUGGUUCUUCUUCUGGAGAUUCGUGCUUCAAUGCCUGUUGAGUAAGAAGAAUGCUGCUAAAUAAAUUAAAUAACAAAAAGGGAAUAAAUAAUGGGGAAUUUUGUGGAUUUUGUGAGUUGGAUAUUGGAUUUAGAAGAUAUGUUAAGUUUAUGCACAGGAAGAUUGAUUUGGCUUCAGUUUGAUCAUGGAGAUUCUUCAUCUGGGUGAGUUUAAAUUUGGAAAUUUUAUUUAAUUUAUGGUCAAGUGGGUUGUUUUCAGUUUCAUUUGCUAUGUUUCUUUUGUUAAAUGUUGUUUGGAUGCUGGGAAAAUCUGAGGGAAAAGAAAGUUAAUUUUUUUUUUUAACUUGUGUUUGAUGUUUUGGCUUCAGUUUGAUGCAUAUUCCUGGAGAUCAUGGUUCUGGCUCUGUUUAAAUUUGGGUUAUUUAUUUCAGUUAUGGUUUGAGUAACUUGUUUUCAGCUUCAUUUGGCUAUCUUUCCUUUGUUAGAAGUUGUUUGGAUGCUGAGAAAAUCUGAGGAAAUGAAAGGAAAUUCCGAGUCUUUUAACUUGUGUUUGAUGUUAUGGUUUUUGGGAAUGAAAUGUAGAAGGUUUAGAACUAAUGGAAAUUGGCUCCUCUGUGAAACUUUAGAGAAAAUUUGGCUUUUCCUUUGUUAUAAAUUAUUUUCAGAGAAAAUUUCAUAUGUUUUGCUUUUGUAUUGUGGGAGAAAGUUAUAAAUUGAUGUAAAAUCGAAGUUGCAAAUGUUUGGCCUUGAUUCAUGUUGUUUGAAAUUUACACAUUUCUGAAUCUUGGGAGUUUCUGUGUUCUGGUUUUUACAUUAUAUAAGACUGGAUGCUCAUCUUACGAAUUGCAUAUCUGUUGUGAGUUCAUACAUUUUCUCGGUAAAAUGAUCCGUUGUUUUAAACGUGUAAGUUCGAUUGUGGCUUGUGCUGAACAUUUUAUUUUCCGAUCAUUUUGUAAUCACUAUGAUUUGUUUUUUCGACUGGGUUGAAAAUCCGAGAAAAGGAAGUACAGAAUUAGUGUUUGGUUAGAAGGAAAGUUGAGGUUUCGUGCCUUAUUCAGGAUGGCAAGGUGGUGUCAUCCGAAAUGUAGGCUUGCGAAAUUAAUGGGUUGGCUUCAGAUGCUAUUGGGAGGCCUUGUUAUAAUUUUCAGCAUAUGCAGUCUGUCCAAGUUCUACUCUGCAGGCGUUUUCCUUCACAAUGAAGACAUAUGCCGACAAUUUAAUGGCGUCAAAGAUGCGUACGAAGGUUUUGACAUAAAAGCUUUGUCUGAUCGAGUAGGGGAAGUUCUAAAUAAACUAGAAAGCUUACAGGAAAAGCUCGAGUCAGCGGUGCAGCAAAUUGAGAAGGACAAAGAGGCCUUGCACACAACUAACAUUACUAAAUUUGAGUACAAGAAGUAUCUGGAGGAGGAAGUAAUCAGGCCUCUUUAUACCGCUCAUAUUUCUCUGAGGCUGAUUCGGUUACCUAAAGCUGAAGGUAUUCACAACUCAACGAUGAAAGAGGAGCCUUUGAUUAACACUUUUGUGAUUGAAGAGUUAAGGAAGUAUAUAACCCCAAAGGAGAGUAGAACCGGGAAGAUUAGUAUAUACGGAACAGAGAGGAUAUAUAAUACAAUUGGACAUGCUUGUGUGUUGAACAAGAAAGAGUUGGAAGAGUACAUGAGCUAUGACAUCGGGUCUUAUUGCAACGAUGAUUGGAACUUAGCUCAGAAGCUGAUGCUUAACGGUUGUGAUCCUUUGCCCCGGAUGCGGUGCUUGACAAGGGCCUCCAUGGUCUACCAGAAGCCUUACCCUAUCAACGAGUCUCUGUGGAAACUUCCGGAUGAUAGAAAUGUGCAGUGGAGCAAUUAUCAUUGCACGAACUUUAAGUGCUUGAUGGAAAAUAACACCAAAAGGGGUUAUUGCAAGUGUGUCGGAUGUUUCGAAAUGGAGAAGGAAAAGCUUAAAUGGGUUACCAAUAGCUCACUUACUGUAGAUUUUCGGAUCAGUGAUGUUCUGGCUAUUAAGCCUGGGGAGAUGAGGAUUGGUCUCGACUUUGGCAUUGGCACAGGAACAUUCGUGGCAAGGAUGAGAGAACAUAACGUUACAGUAGUCUCUACUGCUCUUAACCUCAGGGCGCCUUUCAACGAGAUGAUUGCACCGAGAGGUUUGGUUCCAUUGUUUAUAACAUUGAAUCUACCGUUCUUUGACAACACAAUGGACAUGAUUCACACCGCUGGAUUUCUGGACGGCUGGAUUGACCUGCAACUGCUGGAUUUUAUCCUGUUUGAUUGGGAUCGAAUUCUGAGGCCUGGCGGAUUGUUAUGGAUUGACCGGUUCUUCUGUGUUAGAAAGGAUUUGGAUGACUUCAUGUGCAUGUUUCUGCAGCUGAGAUACAAGAAACACAAGUGGGCUAUUUCCCCUAAAUCAAGGGAUGAAGUCUACCUUUCUGCAUUGUUGGAGAAACCUCCAAGAGCAAUAUAGUUACUAACAUCCAUGUUUGUACUCAGAAACCAUGAAGCUUUUUGUUUUCUUUUUGCAGUGAGAGGUUUUGUGAUUUUAACGCUCGUCUUUUAGUCUCCUGCACUCCAUUGUGAUCGCACAAAAGAUUGCAAAAUAUUCGGGUUGAAA